Molecule: messenger RNA, 2516 nt
Organism: Cydia fagiglandana
Lineage: Eukaryota; Metazoa; Arthropoda; Insecta; Lepidoptera; Tortricidae
Exons: 2
Coding region: 214-678 (154 amino acids)
Source: RefSeq, a predicted model, not a curated record
UCGAUUCCAGUUCGCGUGCACCAGCGGCCGAGCGCGGUCAAAACUUAUCGCUCCUCGGCACUCGCGCUGAUAAGCCGGCAUUCGGCAAUUCAAUUUCACUCGACUCGCUCGAGUUUCCCGGACUACAUUUACCAAUUUGAAUUUCGUAUUCGUGCGCGCCAUACUCGAAACUGUCGGGUAUUUUUUUCGAAUUAUACUUUUAAAUAGUGACGGAUGAGUGAGUUUUCGUUGUCUAAGCUGUGGGUGCGCGAGGAAGCUAUGGAGAGCUGCUAUAAGCUAUACACAUGGAUCAACCACACGUUGCUGAUGCUGCUGAUCCAGAUCUUCUGGAAGAUGAGCCAGAUAUCGGACUAUUUCAAAGAAAAGUCCGUAGAAGACUCGAAGAAAGAAACAAUAUUCACAGUCGCACCUCUCACAAAGGAGUCCAAAUUCAGACGGCACAUAAGGUCCAUGUCGGACGUCCAGAGCAGCACACCCUACAAACUAGCCUUCAGAUCAAGACAGGGCAGCACACACACGCUCAUGUACGACUCAGACACGAGAGCGAGACGGAUCCGGUCCUACAACCUCCACAAACAACAGGAGUCCUCAGAUUCCAGCGACUACGUGGAACCGAGGAAACUCCGAAGCAUAGAACACAACAUUCUUAAGCACACAGAUUCCAUGAGAAUCCUAUAGGAUCUGAUUUAUUUUAUUUUGAGGCUGUACCGUCUAGUUAUACUAGAUCGGGAUCAUGUCGGACUCACUGUGUUCUAUAGGACCGGAUAGUGUGCACAAAAUGAGGGAGGCGCCGGCGUGAUUCUAUGGAAUAGACUUUUGUGAUUCCUUUUAUGAGACUGUGAUGAGGUAGAAUAUUUAGUUUUUAGUUAAGUCAGUAAGGAUAAGUAUUCUAAUAGAAUACCAAUGAUGUGAUUUAGGGAGUAUGAUAGUGAUACCAUUUUUUUAAUGAUGAUAAUUAUGUUUAAGGUUUGUGUUAAAAAAUGACUAAUGUAGAUUUGAACAGUUCCACACAAAAGAGAAUAUACCUGAUUUUUAAUCCCCUUAAAAAUUUGAAGAUUGAGUGAAGAAGAAUUUAGUUAAGUUUAGUAUACUUCCUAAAGGAUUUAACUUCGUGAUUACAGUUCCAAUUUAAACCACAUUUAGAAAGUUCAAACGGAGCUUUAGAUAUUUGUGCCAUGAUGUAGGUAUUUUAAUAAUUUUCAAAAUAUUUUAUGUAUGUUUUAAUAAUUCUGUUCUUUUUUGAUAAACUUUGUGUUACUUAGAUACAGUUUACUUUUUAAUGCUGCCUUAAUAUUUUUACAUGCCAAAAAUAUGGUAUCCAUAAUUGGGUACAGUCAGCUGCAAAACAUGUAUUGCGAUUGAAAUAAUAUAUUCAGGCUUAAAAUAUAAAAAAAUGGAAGCGUAGGCUGCGUAGGUAACUAAUUAUUUGUAGCUUACUGUACCUACAAAUUUCUUGCAAUAUAAUUAUUUAAUUAGUGUUAACAGAACUGAUUUUCAUUAGUUCAUCAAUAACGAGACGAAUAUAAUAAAAGGAUGACUAUUGUUUUCUUAAGAUCUCUAAAUAUGUCUAGAUCAUUAAAUCUAUGUAAUUCAAAAGUUCUAAUCUAUUUUCUGUUUAAUUAUGUAGCUGCCUGCUUAUAACGAAAAGAUUAUUUAAGUACAUAGUGAUAGGUAGGUACUUAUCUAGGUAGGUUUAUUAAAUAUAAAGAUAGGAAAAAUUAUGACCGCGUGCCUUGUAGGAGACGAGUAAUAAUAAGUAAUAAACACUACCUACCUAUCUGUAUAAUUGUAAUAAGAGGUAACAUUAUGACGGAAUUGUAUUUUGUGAAGUUAAAAGUUUUAUUUGCGAGGAAAUAUUUGUAAAAAAAGAUAAUGAUAAUGUUUUGUCCUUCGUGAAUUAUAUCUGCGCCCCUACGUAAGUGAAACUUGUAAGUCUAAAAGACAUCACACACAAGCUGAUUUGAUUUUCAGCUUGUACUUAUGUGUGCCAUAUACGAGCCUAAUUUCAGCGCUAUAGAGGCCUGAAAUAGCGCUAAAGCUUAGAGUUAAAAUCCUAAACCUUUUAAGUUUUUUAAUACACUCUGGUUUGUACCUGCUGAAAUUGUGGAUUGAUUUUAGUUUUGGAUUUUAAUAUUUUACAUACAAUCACAAUUUUGGAACUUGAGAAAGAAAGAAGUACCUACCUUACUUAUUGUGUCAGAAUGUUUGAUUUUUUAUUUUAACUGUUGGAUUUGUAUACAUCUGAGCUUCUGAUUUUGGCCUAAUUCCUUUUAAUAAGGUUUACUUACAUAUGUAUUUUUUGAAGUUUAUUAAACCUAAAAAUAAGCAAACAUAUCAAAAAGGCAUAUCAGGUGGAGGCAGAUAUAAGAGAGAUUUGUAUACGAAAAUGAGCGUAAUGUUUCCUCUUAAAAGUUUGAUCUGAAAAGACCUAAGAUUGUAUUAAACCCAUGAAUUAGGUAGCAGCUACAGUUUCAGUUUUAAUUUGUUUAUUAAACGAUUAAAUUGAUCAACCGAUA